GCUUUAGGAAACAGAAUAAAACAUUUGUAAAGUUAUGUGCGAACAUUUUAAGAAGAACAUACUGUAAAUUUCAGUGACAGCUUCCGACUCGGGACCCGCAAUUUUGUUUCCAUGAAUUUGACAGCUAGGCAUGCCUUUGAUGAGAAUGCAACGCCCCAAUUUCGGAACGCCAAAUCAGGGUUUGGUGCUGGUCUUGGCGGAUUUAAGGACUCUGCUAAAGUGCAGCCAUGCAAGGCGACCAGCCAGCUGAGGAGUCGGAAAGCCCUUGGAGAUGUUACCAACACCCUCAGGGCCACCGCUGCGUCAUCCACCAAGCCGGCCCCUUCGAAAGCCUUCCAAACUGUGCCAGAGGCUAGCAUCGAGCACAUGGCUGGCAAAGGCUGGCGCGCCAUGGAGGAAGAGCUACAACAGCAGAAGGAAGCAGCUACUCUGAACCGCCUGAAACGCGUGGCUGAAGCGGCUAGCACGUGGACGACGGGCUAUCGUUGUUUCCUCCAGAUGGACGUGGAUGGCAGCGACGACGACAGCGACGCCCAGUCAGAUUCGGGGGAGCGCUUCGAGGAGACGCCCAUCGUGGUAUACAUGCAUGCGGAGCGUCAAUCGCAAGACGAGGACGCAUUGCGAAGGCUGCGGUCUAGCUCCCAAGACGUCUCGAGCCUCCUGCCGGACGUACCGUCGCAGCCGCUGGACCUGGACUUCUGCUGGAGCGAUGACGACCUGUACUAGCCCAAAAGGCGCGACUGCUGGCUAUAGCUUUGGAGACGGG
Molecule: messenger RNA, 766 nt
Organism: Astrephomene gubernaculifera
Lineage: Eukaryota; Viridiplantae; Chlorophyta; Chlorophyceae; Chlamydomonadales; Astrephomenaceae
Source: the annotation of a GenBank genome assembly